Messenger RNA from Mercenaria mercenaria, 579 nucleotides. RefSeq lists its product as uncharacterized. The transcript has a single exon. The record is from RefSeq and is a predicted model, not a curated record. Gene Ontology annotation, molecular function: nucleic acid binding. Lineage: Eukaryota; Metazoa; Mollusca; Bivalvia; Venerida; Veneridae. The coding region runs from base 1 to 579 and encodes 192 amino acids.
AUGGUAAGGGCCUACCUAGUAGGUGAACAAGAAGAUUGGGACCUUCAUCUGGGGUGUCUAGCGGGAGCAUAUAGGUCAUCUCUAAAUGAAUCGACAGGCCUCACUCCUAACUUACUGUGCAUGGGCCGCGAAAUCAGAAUGCCAGCUGACCUGGUGUUUGGACAUUAUGACGCGACUAGUUCAACUGCACCCAAGUAUGGUGAUUAUGUUCAAGGUCUGCGUGACAAAAUGCUACUAGCUCACGAAGUUGCACGAAAAAAUCUGUCAGUACAUGCGAAACGCAGCAAGGACAUUUACGACUCGAAACUUAGCUUUCAUACAUAUCAAGUUGGCGAUUUAGUAUGGUGUCUUCAUGGAACAAAGAAAGUUGGAGUAAUGCCGAUAUUACAGAAAGCUUUUGAUGGUCCUUUUGUUGUAAAGGAAAAGAGAUCUGAACUUAACUAUGUCCUGCAGUUAAAUAAAGAAGGCAAGGAAAGAGUGGUACAUCACAACAAGCUAAAGAAAAACGAGGGAACCAGCCCUCCUAAAUGGGCGACCAGCGCCACGAAAGAACUGAAAGAAAGCCCGCUUUCUGUGUAA